AUGCAACCUCGCUCUCGCCCUCCCCUCGUCACCAUCUCAGCCGGCUACAUAUCCUAUGCUCACACCGUACUAGGAUUCUCCGCCUUCUUUGGCGCUCUCAUCCUGGGCCUAUGCCUACACUAUCACAAGAUCGUCAAGAAUCAUGUAGCGGGAUGGCCAGACGAAUGGUGGCCGAGCGUGAGCGCGACGAUCGGCGACUGGCCGCAGGAGCGCUCCAUUUUGCAGAUCUUCAUCGCCCUCAUGUCCGGCCCGAGGAUUUCCCUCGUCCUUCUAUCGGCUCUGCUCGUCUCUCUGUCCAACCCUCAGUCGUUCAGAAGUAAGGCCUUGGCCUCGACAGGGAUCCUGCGCACCCUAUCAUGCGGGGGAUGGGUGUAUUGCACAUCGACCGACCUUCCCCUGAUCCACGACGUGGCGAUGAUCCUCUACCUAGUGCUAACUCCCGUCUGGAUGUUCAUCUCUUGGGGGUCACUAGCACCGCAGCCGGAGAAGGAGGCGAGGGCGACCGCCCACGACUCGCCCGCCGCGAAGCUGUCCGAGCGUGCUCGCAAGACAAGGAGGAACACCGCUGCAGCUUUCUUUGCCUCUAUUCCAUUCAUGUGCCUCUUCUACUAUCGGCAUAGAGUACUGGAGAUCCCGGGAGCUUACACGACGUACUCGUUCUUUGAAUGGAAUCUGAUCAUCCAGGACCUCCUCUUCGACCUGUGGUCAGUGUACGACCUCUGCAGGCUGGAGAUACAUAUCGUCGAAGCCACAGAACCGUCACCCCGAGCAACAUUGGGAGGUAGCUGGUGGACUGGGGGGACUGCAGUAGCUGUGCGAGACAAGGCGUGGAGCACUUCGCCUGCAUCAGCCGCUGUCGCUCAAAGCGUCGCCUCAGAUGCGAAAGAGGUCGACGAGAUCCUCGACUCGGCAGACGAUGAAGCCGACAAAGGGCAUCUUACAGUGGAGCUGUCCCCACGACGUCAGGUGUUUGCCUUCCUCUCGGACAUCUACGUUGACUUCCUCUGGUGGACAACGCUUACAGCUCUCCACCCAAGCAUCUUCUUCUUCUCCGUCUACAACCUAGCGAUAGGCGGGCAUGAAAUCCUCCUCAUCACACAAGUCUUCGCCCUCGGCAUUACGCUCAUCCCUUCCCUCAGGUGUAAACUGCUCGAAGAGCCCUCCCUACUCGUGACACCGCGUUCCAAGCCAGCCCUCAUCGGCCUCUGGGCCCUAAGCCUCUCCUCAAUCGCAACGUGGUGGAUCCCAGAUCCACUCAGUCGCCUUGGCUUCACCGGACUGGCGGCGGGAGGCAUCGCUGUCAGCCAGGCCCUCUCGUGGGGCGAAGCGUGGCAAAAGGGAGACAAGGAGGUGCACAGGAGAGUCGUGUCUUGGCUGGUGGGGCUGGCACUGAGCUCUACGGCCAAAUACGCGAACCACAGCAACAAUCCGCUUUGGCCUUUCAUGCAUUCAGGAAAUGGGGGAAAGCAGCCGAUUGGGCUUGCGUUGGCUGGUCUGAGCUUGAUCGAGCUGCUGAAGAGACCGGCGAGCUCGACCAACACUGGCACCGGCGGCCGAGCACGCGUCAAGGCGACGAAGGUGGAUGAGUUGCAGGCAGCUCUUGGUAUGGGUGGCCUCCUCUUCGCGCUGCACACCUUCCUAACCGACUCGGGCACUAUGAUCGCCUGGACUUGGACAGGCUUUCCCAUCAAGGGACCCAUGGCUAUCCCACAUGGCUGGCUGAUCCUCGCCUCAACGUCGAUUGGCAUCGCCACAGCCGCAAGUCGCCCAGACUUCGGCCAUCACCCUGCGGUCCUCUUCUUCCUCGCCCUCUGCAAUAUUGUUCUCAUCCUCACACGCAACUGGGUCGCUUUCUUGGCUGCGAUCGACACAGCUUUUCUCCUGCCCCUCGUGGCCUUCCCACUGGUACAAGGAGCGCUACGCCAUCAUCCGCUGCGGAUCAUGCUCUGGAUCUGGCUCGUCGCCGAUUUGAUGACCUUCUUCCAGGUGCUGACGGUAGCCUACGCUUUUGUCCCCGGCGGAAUGCCCUUCAGGGAGAAGACGUGGGCGAUGCUCGCGGUGCAGCUCCUCUUCCUAGGGGUGGGAUUGCGCCAGGCCCAGCGUAGUGACAGCAAGACUGCGGCUUCCAUUUCACACCUCAGCCUACCGCGACCCAUCAUGCGCUGCCUCAUCGCCCUUUUGGCCGCGAUCGUAGCGGUCGCAGUCGCCGUCUCCCGCAUCAGGCUGGUCGACACCUCGACCAUCAUUCCUCAUCAUGCGCACGACGGCUCACGUGUCUUUACCGCAGGCAUCCAGACGGUUCACUUCGGGCUCGAUCAGCUCUUCCACGACUCAUCCCGCCGAAUGGCCGACCUCUACUCGGACCUCCAGCUGGAUGUGCUCGGCCUCCUUGAGACGGACCUACAUCGCAGCGUCUUUGGCAAUCGCGACCUGACGCAAUACCUUGCCCAGUCUCUUGGUAUGUACGCGGACAUCGGGCCUUCUCCAUUGGGCCAUACCUGGGGGUGCGUGCUGCUCAGCAAGUUUCCGAUCGUCAAUACGACGCAUCACCUCCUUCCCAGUCCAGACGGAGAGCUCGCCCCUGCCAUCCAUGCAGUGCUGGAUGCCUUUGGGGAGCACGUCAACGUUUGGGUCUCUCAUAAUGGGCAAGAGGAGACGCCCGUGGACCGCGAGCUUCAGACAAAGGCAAUAGCCCGCGUAGCAAGCGCGACCUAUCCCCAGCCCUUCGUCUUCCUUGGCUACCUCGUCACCAAGCCCCAUGCAGAGCGACCCAGUCCAUAUAAAAUCCUCUUCGAAGAUGGUCGGAUCCAUGACGUCGAGCCGCUCGACUCCAUGCGCUGGUGCCAGUACAUCGGCUUCAGGUCCCUGUCCCGUGUCGCCUACAUCAGGGUGUCCCGAUACACGCUCACUGACACCGAGCUGCAGCUGGCCAAGUUCCGUGUACCGGAUAUCACAGGCGGUGAAGCGCCCCUGGAUCCAAGCAGAGACGAUAAGCCUAGACUGGUGAACCACGAUCAUCCUAUGGUCAGGCCGGAAUGGUGGUUCCCCACGCACUACAUCGAUCGCUUUGCGAGCCCGAGCGAGAAGUUCUCUUACACACCGUGGGUCUAUCCGCGCUACUACGCGCCCAAUGAGGAAGAGGUGGUGGGCGUAUAG
Molecule: messenger RNA, 3156 nt
Organism: Jaminaea rosea
Lineage: Eukaryota; Fungi; Basidiomycota; Exobasidiomycetes; Microstromatales
Exons: 5
Coding region: 1-3156 (1051 amino acids)
Biological process (GO): fungal-type cell wall organization; GPI anchor biosynthetic process
Cellular component (GO): endoplasmic reticulum
Source: RefSeq, a predicted model, not a curated record